This is a messenger RNA of Moneuplotes crassus, 2111 nucleotides long. Lineage: Eukaryota; Ciliophora; Spirotrichea; Euplotida; Euplotidae. The record is from the annotation of a GenBank genome assembly.
UCCCACCAAAAUUGAACCCUGUUUCCUAAAAUUCACCCCUAAAUUCCACCUUCCCCACACAAAUCCCUCUCAAAAUCCACACCCCAACCAUGUCCAAACUUCAAUUACCCAAAAAUUCCCCAGCCAAGGCCCCUCCCUCCCCAGCCAAAAGUCCAAAAUCCAAGGAUUUCCUUAAGGAAAUCCAGCAUUUGAACCAAACGCUCCACUCCCGCAAGCAGGGACUGGAGGCUCGCCAGCUAGAACUCACUCAGGAAAUACAGCUGUGGACUAAUCUACUGGCCGUGCCUGAAGUCUUGCUUGCACGGCUUGUGAAGGAGAAGGGCUGCAAGAGUAAUCUAGGUGAGGCACUGGGAAGGGAGAGGAAGGAAGUAGGCGAGCUAGGCAAAUGACUGAAGCAGAUGAAGGAGGUGAGAAGGGAUUUAAGUGGGGAAAGUAGGAAGAGACAGAAGAAAGAGGAGGAGAAGAAGCAGGAAGUGAAGGUACAGAUGUCAGGAGGGAAUGGAAUGCAGCCGUAUAUGUUGCCCAAUGGGUAUAGAGGGCCUGAGACUAUGGGAAAUGGAUAUAUGGGGAUGGGAUAUGCUAAUGGAUAUAACCGUGAUGUUUUUAACCAAAAGAUGCAAAAUCCAGAGCUACCUUUUCAGAAUAUCCAAAAUCCUGAGACUAAUACAAAGCUUGGAGAUGAAGAUCUCGUACAGCUUAAUGAAAGUAAAGGUUUAGUCAAAACUGAGAAAGAUAAUCCCUCUGAACUUGAUACAGGAAAAAUGCGAGAAGAUUCCAUAUUUGCUUGUUCUCAAGUUAAACAAGAAUCUGAUGAUGACCUUUUUGCAGAUUAUCAAAAUGAUACAAAAAUGGAAUCUGAAGAUGACAUCUUUGGAGAUCAUAAUUCCCAGCCUGAAGCUACUAGUGAAGCUUUAGAUGGAAAAGAUAAAGAAAUUCCUGGAAUUAUUAGUGGAAGCCAACAAACUGAUUAUAACGAAGAUUUUGAUUUGUUAGAUGAUUUUGAAACAAAGAAAUCCCAAAAUUUGUAUGAUUCUAAUUCUUCAGGAAUGGAUAACGCAUCUCUUUACCCCCAAGGACCUCCUGGAGGCACUUUAUUUCCCCAACAACCUCCUCCAAUGUGAGAUCAAUUUAUGGGCGGGCAUAACUACAUGAUGCCUCAUUCUUCACCAUACGAUAUGCCUCCUGGAGCACCCUUCAUGAACUAUAAUUUUAUCAAAUCUGAAGGAAACAUGUUUAAAACUGAAGGGAACUACAUGAUGGGCAACCAAGGCUUGAAGCAGGACAGCUUCGGUGGCAUGCCUUACAUAAAGCAAGAAGUGCCACCUCAAAAGCCUCAUAAGACUAAGGGCAAGAGGAACAAAUACAAGAUGAUUCCUACUGAGAUGAAAAGGAAGGCAGUCAAACUUGCUCAUUCUAAAGGUGCCAAAUUUGCUUCCUCAUUCUAUAAAGUCGCCUCUAAGAGCCUCAAACGAUGGAUGAAGGUUGGCUGCGAGCGCAAGAAAGGAGGAGGACGCAAGACUAAGGACCCAAAGAUGGAAAAGGAGCUAUAUGCUUGGUACCUUAACAAGAAACACCAAGGAAUACCUGUUACUGCAAAAAUGGUCAAAGAUAAAGCAAUUGAUCUAAAAAAUUGUGAUGACUUUAUUGCUUCAAAAGGAUGGCUAGACAAGUUUAAGAUUCGAUUUAAUCUUGAGAUAUCCAAGGAAACUAAUAGAGAUGGUUACAAACGAAGCGCCAAGAACGCAGAAGCUGCUAUCCGAAAGCGAGGGAAAAGUACCCUCCCUCCAAAAUUAAUCUCAGCUGAUCAAAGUAGCAAAUCUGAAGAUUUUGACUCUAAAAGUUCUGCUCAAAAGUCUAGCUACCAAGAUGAAUUCCUGGAUACUGAAGGGGAUAAGAUCAGUCAAGAGCAGAACAAAAUCCACGUCCAGCCUGAAAAGAAAGCAUGGGGUCACAAGAGGUCUGCUUCCCACAAGAAUAGGUUUGAUGAGGCUUCUUUCCCAGAUGGGCGGGGGACUGGUAUUGGGUCAUUGUUCCCUCCUUCCGAUAAUGAGGGCCCAUUUGAUAUUUAGGUGAAUUUGAUAAAUUGUUUAUUUCAGUGGAUUUUUGUAAAA